AUGCCGGCGGAUUUUCAGCUUUGCGCCCCCUCCCCCUCACCGCCGCUUCCUCCGGGGGACGGUGUAGAGGUAUCCAAAAAACCCCAGCGCGUGCCUGCCUGCCUAGCGGCUCUAAUCCCUAGCGGCUCUAACAAUCGAAAGCUCCCUGGACCGCCCGCACCAGGCGUCGAUGCACGCGAAGUGAUCCUGUGCGUGGGCGGACGCCGCUUGGACGGCACGGUGGACGUGUUCAGUCCGUCGAUCCCGGCCGUGUGGCGUCUGCAGCAGCCUGAAGCCCGCUUUGUGGAUCCCUGCGGCGUCAUGGUGCGGGACGGCAGUUCGCUGCUGAUCGCCCGAUCGUACGACGUGGUGACCAUGCAACGGGACAGCCGCUACGUCGGCCUGGAGGAGCAGUGGCGCCGGGGAGCCCGGAUGAAGAUCGACCGGCAUGCGCCCGGUCUGGCCGCGCUGAAUGGGCGCAUGUUCGCGGCCGGCGGUUUCGGUUCGGGUACGGGUAGGGGUCCACUGGCGUCCGUGGAGGUCUACGACCCCAGCAGCGAUGCCUGGAGCGCGGUGGCCGCGUUACCCGUUGGUCUGGCCCGUUUGGCGAUGGUCGGGUGCGGCGGUCGGUUGUACGCCUUCGGAGGCGAACGCAACGACGACCGGGACGCCAGCAAGUUGGCUUUGGCGUACGAUCCCGCCGCCAAUGCUUGGAGCCGACUGGCCGACAUGCCCACCGCACGCGGCUGUUGCGUGGCCUGUGUUGGUCCCAGCGGGCUGAUUUAUGUCAUUGGUGGCUCUUCCUGGACCGGCUAUGCACAACGGAUAAUACGUAAUCGUCGGGACGGGACGGGGCGCUGCGUGGAAGCAUACGAUCCCGUUAGCAAUCAGUGGCUGCUGAAAGGGGACCUGGUCAUGCGGCGCAGUGAGCCCGGCUGUGUCUGCCUGGACGGGAAGUUGUACGUGCUCGGGGGAUACGUCGAUGAGAACGGAAGGGACUGUCUGGACAGCAUCGAGGUGUACGACGAAGAGGCGGACCGCUGGGAGCUGCACGAGUGCCGCUUGCCGCAGGCCCGGUCGGCCUUUGGCUGCGCGGUGAUGAAGCUGCGACGAGAAUGA
Molecule: messenger RNA, 1098 nt
Organism: Paramacrobiotus metropolitanus
Lineage: Eukaryota; Metazoa; Tardigrada; Eutardigrada; Parachela; Macrobiotidae
Product: influenza virus NS1A-binding protein homolog
Exons: 5
Coding region: 1-1098 (365 amino acids)
Molecular function (GO): protein binding
Source: RefSeq, a predicted model, not a curated record